This is a messenger RNA of Fonticula alba, 3833 nucleotides long. RefSeq lists its product as hypothetical. Bases 197 to 3703 code for a protein of 1168 amino acids. Gene Ontology annotation, cellular component: integrator complex. Gene Ontology annotation, biological process: snRNA 3'-end processing. The record is from RefSeq and is a predicted model, not a curated record. The transcript has 7 exons. NCBI's taxonomy places the organism in Eukaryota, Rotosphaerida, Fonticulaceae.
CCCCCCCCCCUCCCCCACUCCUCCCCCUACUCACGUUUUUCCCUUUGGGGCUCUCUCUCUCUCUUUGGCGGGCCUUUGUUCCUUCUCCGUCCCCUCCCGGCACCCCUCCGUCAACCGCGCGAGGGGAGGGCGGAGCCUCAUUCUUCGGUGACCCGUCGCUUCGCCUACCUGCUGCUUCCCCUCCCCCUUUGCCACGAUGCUCAUUUUCUUCAUCGUCGACACCAACGUGGCGAUGGGCGCCCGGCUGAGCGGCGACCUUUCCUUCCUGGACCACGCCAAAUCCGGAGUUGAAUACUUCAUCAAGAAGCGAACCACCCAGCAGCGCAAGGAGGCGGACCGCUUCAUUUUGAUGACCUUCGAACCCGGAGCCGAGUGUCUGAAGACCGGCUAUCGGAACAACUUGUCCCAGCUUCAGGCGGCCUUGCGUGGAUUGCGGGCCACGCAUACCGGCCCCUCGGACCCGACGCAUGCGCUGGACUUCGCCUUCAACAUGAUUGCCUCCUUCCGCGCGCAGAUCAACACCGACACCGUUGGCCAUGGCCGGAAUCUGACCUUCACCGAGCCGGCAGCGGUUGUGGUCUUCUCGGCCGGCGGCGGCCCGGGCCCAGUCACCGGCGCUCGGUCGGAGCUGGGCGACCGACCGCCGCUGGUCGCCAGCCCGGUGGACUUUUCCUGCCCCUCAACCGGUGUCGGCUACUCGCAGGGUUCCAUUCACAGUCAACUGUUCGACACUUGCCUCCGGUGGGAUCACCGGGUGUACCACAUUUGCCUGGCCGCGGAAGGCACCGGGCCCGGCACCGCCGGCAUGGCUGCCGGGUCCACCCAACGGCUGGCACGUGCACUUCGGCUGGCCCGGCAAGCGCCGAUCCCGGCUGCCGCGGGCUCCGCACGUCCCAGCCCCAUGGCUCCCCCGGUGAAUGGGGGCAACCUGUCGCGCUUGGUUCGGUCCUCCGGCGGCCGGGCCUUCCUGGCCCCGACCCUGCGCCGCGUGCAACAGGCCGUGGACGAGCUCCUCGGCCUGGCCCCCUCUACCCAGGCCCUGUCGGCCAAGACCCUGGCCGGCCUGGUGGCCGAGCUUCCGGGGCUCGUCUCUCCCACGGGGCCUACGGCUGCCUCGACCCAGGCGCUGGCCGCCGUGCCGAUUGUCGAGUCGGCCGGCGCGGCGGAGCCCUUCUUCACUCGGCCCAGCUUUCGCGUCCUCCUCGAGGACCCCGUCCGCCAUCCCAACCUCCGGCACUCGGCCUAUGUCUAUCUGAAGGCGGAUCCCAGUCGAAAUAGCGCAGCCUGGCCGAUCCCCGAGUCCUUCCUCCCGGAAGCCUCGCACAACUCCUUUCCUCCGCGCACUGCGCACCCUCUGCUAUCGACCAACUCCCAAUUCCGCAGCAUCCCCAUCAUCCCAGGUGUGACGCCCGACGAGUAUGAGAUAUCCACCUGUGCCUUGACCUUCCCGCUGGUGCACUAUGCCACCUCCCACAAGUGCUGGUAUGUCUUCCUCCGCGGAUCGACUCGGCGCUGCGAUCCUGAGGGUAACUUUUUGGAUCCCGAGGGCGGGGCCUCCCCCGCGUCAGGCCCGGGCGGUGGUUCUGGCGCCGAUCCCGCACUCAGCCGGCCCUUUGGCUACCUGCGCUUUGAUGCUGGCCGCUUGCGGCUCUGCAUCAUGCCCUACAACUUUCCGAUGCUCCAGCAUAUCGUGUGCUCCCUCUCAAAUGCCAUCAACUCCGACACGACGGCCACAUUUGUCAAGGACUACUUGGCCUCUGUCCCGAUGUCCCUCCAGCCGUCCAUCCACACCAUCCUCAAGGACGCGGGCUUCGGACACCUGCUGUCGGCACGCGUGGACACCAUCCCCGGAGCCAGCCUCCAUCACCGGCUGCAACGGCUGCGCAAGCAUGCCUCCGAGCACCUGACCAACCUGGACUCGGUCACCCCGCCAGCCAUCUUGGAUCCCUUUUCCUCGCUGCUGGUGGCCACGUUCGCCUUUUCCUCGUCCGUGAUCAAUCUGACCGAGGCCCGGCGCUUGUGGGCCCAGCAGCGGGGCUUGGCCGGCCCGGCGGCCGGCCCGGCGGGCAACCUCUCGCCCACCGCCACGGCCGGCCCGGCUGGCGGCCCGCCCCUCAGUCGCAAGCACCUCCUUCAGUCACUGUCGCUCAUGCGCGGGACCCUCUUCGCGCCGGACCUGUUGGAUAUCUUGUCCGGCGCCCGAAAUAGCGCACCCAUCGGGGAAAUGGGCAAUUACCAGGCCAUCCUCGCCAGCACCCGGUCGCUUCGGCCGGUCGAGGAGGCACUGGCCCCUGGCGGCUCCGGACAAACCGGCCGGCGCAAUUACUUCGGCAAUCCCUAUCGCAAUCGCGAUGUGGCGGUCGAUGAUGAGGCCGACGAGGGGGGCGCCCUUCGUCGGGGCCUGGGGCCCGACUCGCGUGGCAUGUCGGAGUCCCGGCAUUCGCGCCGGCGUUCCAGCGUAUCUUCCGGAGGCGGCGGCACUGCCGCUGCCCCGCCGGGAACCACUGCUGCUGCGCCCGCCUCGGCUGCUGCUCCGGCUGCCACAGCUGCAACUACCACUGGCAUGGCAGAUACACAGCUACCGGACGCCGUGGCUCCCGCCACUCCGCCGCCCAGCUCCCCGGACACCGGGGACUGGUCGGAUGCGAGGCCCGACACGCCGGGUGCCGGCAAGCGUCCGCAUGCGGACGAUCCGGACGAUGGGGCCGGACCUGCCCGGCGACGCCGGCGCAUUGGCACUUCGGUGGACCCCCUUGCUGCCAUUGAUUUGUCCAUCGAUCGCGGCACCCCCACCACGCCAGGAUCUCCCGAGGGCGUGGCUCCGUCGAUGUCGCCAACUUCGGUGGGCCCCUCGGCUGCCGGUUCUCCCCGUCCCUCGGGCCAGGAGUCCUUCAGCCCUCGGCGGCCGGGGGUCCCGGGCCCUGGAACGCUGGUCCCGCCGGCGGCCGGCGACAGUCCGUUCAAUUGGCUUUUCCGCCCGGCGGCUGCUGGGCUCGAGCACCUGCUGGCCGCCACGCCAGGCAUCCAGAUGACCGACCCCGGCGACAUGGCCGUUUCGCGGGACUUCUGCCAGGAGCAAGCCCCACUGUUGCAACAGCAGCUCCAGCAGCACCUGGCCUUGGCUUGCUUGCCGCUCUUGUGGACCCUCCUUGACGGCGCGGACCCCGGCAAUGGCCCCCCCGGUGCCCUGGAGUCCCUGGGACAUGCGGUGGAGGCCCUCCUCCCGGAGGCCGGGGAGGGGGCCGCCGGGGCCCUGAUCCAACGCCUUUGCAUUCUGUCCCGACAGGAGGGCGACGAAUUUGCCGCCCCGGUGGCGGGCUUCCUUCCGCCAGCUCGGGCACCGGACCGCUCGCUGGAACUGCUCCUGACCCUGCAACUGGAUGACACCCUUGGUCGACUGUUGCUUCUCCUUCGGGCUCCCGGGUCUCAGCUGGGGGAUUUGCUACGAGGCAUUUGGCUGACAUGCCACAUGCUUGGGGAGACCCCUGGCGGGUCUUUCCGUCGCGGCACCCCGGCCGCCGGCGGUCUGGCACAUGCGCUGCUUUACUUUUCCGCGCGACACCUCUCGGCCAAUGAUCGCGACUGUCUUGCAGCUGCGAUGCUGGAUGUGGCGCGACUGCUCCAGCCUCCGGCACCCGGAUCGCCCUCUCUCGUUAGCACCAGUGGCAGCAGUGAUGGCAACAGCAAUGCGGCCACCGGGUGAAGGCGCCUCCGUUGAAGGGGGAGGAAAAGGGCAAAAAAAAAAGACCCAUGUUGAACCCUUGGGGCAUUUGGGCGGGCCCCCCUCAGUGCCGUGCCCAAGUGUGAUGCAAAUACAUCCAUAGAAGCAACCG